Macroventuria anomochaeta is the source of this 174-nucleotide messenger RNA. Its product is annotated as UPF0057-domain-containing protein. The coding region runs from base 1 to 174 and encodes 57 amino acids. Lineage: Eukaryota; Fungi; Ascomycota; Dothideomycetes; Pleosporales; Didymellaceae. Gene Ontology annotation, cellular component: membrane. The record is from RefSeq and is a predicted model, not a curated record. The transcript has 2 exons.
AUGCCUCUCACCGCAUCCGACCUCUGCAAGAUCGUACUUGCUUUCUUCCUCCCGCCUGUCGGUGUCUUCCUCGAGCGCGGCUGCAAUGCUGAUUUCUUCAUCAACAUCCUGCUGACCAUCCUGGGUUACAUUCCCGGAAUCAUCCACGCGCUGUACAUCAUUUUCAAAUUUUAG